This is a messenger RNA of Hemisphaericaspora subhashii, 1461 nucleotides long. It is a transcript of the gene NDH51, whose product is annotated as Ndh51p. The record is from RefSeq and is a predicted model, not a curated record. Gene Ontology annotation, molecular function: 4 iron, 4 sulfur cluster binding; NAD binding; FMN binding. The transcript has a single exon. Lineage: Eukaryota; Fungi; Ascomycota; Pichiomycetes; Serinales; Debaryomycetaceae. The coding region runs from base 1 to 1461 and encodes 486 amino acids.
AUGCUUCGUAAUAUGAAAAUACAGCAACGUGCUUUGACUCGUGGUUUAGCUACAAUUGCCGACCCAGCUGCCAAUCCUCAUAGACAUUAUGGAGGAUUAAAAGAUCAAGACCGUAUUUUUCAAAAUGUUUAUGGAACUUAUGGACAUGAUUUAAAAUCAGCCCAAAAGAUGGGUGAUUGGUAUAAAACCAAGGAAAUCAUUUUAAAGGGGGAUAAAUGGAUUAUUGAUGAAAUGAAAAAAUCAGGAUUAAGAGGUAGAGGAGGUGCUGGAUUCCCCUCUGGACUUAAAUGGUCAUUUAUGAAUCCUCCUGGAUGGGAAAAGAAUGCUGGUCCAAGAUAUUUGGUUGUGAAUGCGGACGAAGGUGAACCAGGUACUUGUAAAGAUCGUGAAAUUAUUAGAAAAGAUCCUCAUAAAUUAGUUGAAGGUUGUUUAUUAGCUGGUAGAGGGAUGAAUGCUACUGCAGCUUAUAUUUAUAUUAGAGGUGAAUUUUAUAAUGAAACUGUAGUAUUACAAAAUGCUAUUAAUGAAGCAUAUAAAGCAGGAUUAAUUGGGAAGAAUGCAUGUGGAUCAGGAUAUGAUUUUGAUAUUUUUAUUCAUCGUGGUAUGGGUGCUUAUAUUUGUGGUGAAGAAACCGCAUUAAUUGAAUCAAUUGAAGGUAAAGCAGGUAAGCCAAGAUUGAAACCUCCUUUCCCAGCUGGUGUUGGUUUAUUCGGUAGACCAACUACUGUUGCCAAUGUUGAAACUGUUUCUGUUGCCCCAACUAUUUUAAGAAGAGGUGGUGAUUGGUUUGCUUCAUUUGGUCGUGAAAGAAAUCAAGGUACUAAAUUAUUCUGUAUUUCUGGUCAUGUUAAUGACCCAUGUACUGUUGAAGAAGAAAUGUCUAUCCCAUUGAAAGAAUUAUUAGAAAAACAUUGUGGAGGUGUUAAAGGUGGUUGGGAUAAUUUAUUAGGGGUUAUUCCAGGUGGUUCCUCAGUUCCAGUAUUGACAAAAGAUGUUUGUGAAAAUGUUUUAAUGGAUUUCGAUGCAUUAAGAGAUGUUGGAUCUGGUUUAGGUACUGCUGCUGUUAUUGUUAUGAAUAAACAAACUGAUAUUAUUAGAGCCAUUCAAAGAUUUUCUCAUUUUUAUAGACAUGAAUCUUGUGGUCAAUGUACUCCAUGUCGUGAAGGUACUGCUUGGUUACAAAAGAUGAUGGAUAGAUUUGUUAUAGGUCAAGCUACUGAAAAGGAAAUUGAUAUGAUUUUUGAAUUAACUAAAGAAAUUGAAGGUCAUACAAUUUGUGCCUUGGGAGAUGCUGCUGCAUGGCCAGUUCAAGGUUUAAUUAAAUCAUUUAGACCAGUCAUGGUUGAUAGAAUUAAUCAAUACAAGAAAGAUCAUGAAGCUCCUGCUCCAGGUGGUUGGGUUAGUGGUGGUAAGGUUAAAGAAGGUAUUGUUGUCGAUAACCCAAUGCCAGCUGCUCAUUAG